CGCAGAACAAGCAGCUUCUUCCGAAUCCCGUGCUGAAUCGUCGCAAACGCGUCCCUAAUGAAGAACAGAUGUAUUUAAAUAUUGGCCUCGGUGGAGGGCUGCGGAUCAUCAAUUUGCCCUGUGGUAAACCAACGCCAUGGGCACAUUCUCUGUUCUUAUCAAGUUUGAGUCUGAGGAGGACGGGGAAGUAUAUUUCGCCGACCUUGGCCCUGAUGCUCAAGGCCCACCAACUGUUGGGACAAGAGUCAGCGCAGUCAAGUCUUUACAGGACUUGACUGAUAGCCACGUAACCAAAACUGUAUCAAUUCGUCGUCUGUUAGCACCACUGCCGAGAGAUGACCUACCUUUAUACUGCGUUGGGCUGAACUACCGCAGCCACGCCAAAGAAGCUUCGCUAACGUUGACGUCGGUACCUCCUCUGUGGACAAAGCCAGCUGCAUCCCUUGCAAACCCAGAUGAGGACAUUCCACUCAACGACUUCUGCGCAAAGAGCCUCCCAGACUAUGAGGGCGAGCUCGUAUUUGUGACUUCCAAGCAGUGUCGCGACAUAUCUCCCCAAGAAGCCAAGGACUACAUCCUGGGAUACACCGUUGGCAACGACAUUUCUUGCCGCAUGUACCAGCUCCCCAAGCAUUCAGCCGGUCAAUUCUUCUUCGCCAAGGCUUUCGACAAGUUUGCGCCUAUUGGUCCCGCAUUGAUCAGCCCAGCCAUUUUUGGCGACGGUUCGGGCUUUUCUGUAGAAGCAAAGGUGAAUGGUAAGGUUCGACAGGUAGCGGAGUUUAAGAAAGAUAUGGUUUUCUCGCCGGAGCAGAUUCUGAGCCAUAUGAGUCAAGGAACAACCAUCCCUGCUGGUACGGCUAUCAUGACAGGAACACCCGCUGGAGUCGGCGCUUUCCAUAGUCCCAAGGUGUUUCUCAAAGAUGGCGAUGUGCUCGAAGUCACCAUGGCAAAAGUUGGAACAUUGAGGAACGUGAUCAAGUUUGAGUAAGCAUCAGUUGGGUUUUUGACGCGUGUGAUAGUCUCUGUACAAAGAGUUGCUAUCUUCCUGUUUAGUAGAUUUAUGUAAAAUCGCAUCAGACAGUCUAUGUGGCUUAUAGAGAACGUUAUUUAUAUUUAUAGAAAAGAACCCAAUAGACGCCAAG
This is a messenger RNA of Fusarium redolens, 1142 nucleotides long. RefSeq lists its product as uncharacterized. Gene Ontology annotation, molecular function: acetylpyruvate hydrolase activity. The transcript is spliced from 6 exons. NCBI's taxonomy places the organism in Eukaryota, Fungi, Ascomycota, Sordariomycetes, Hypocreales, Nectriaceae. The record is from RefSeq and is a predicted model, not a curated record. Bases 137 to 988 code for a protein of 283 amino acids.